AUAACCCUUUGGGAGUGUAUUUUAAAUUAAAAAAUAAUAUAUAAAAAGAUCAUGGAAGUAGAUACAGUAGAAUCGGAAUUUAAACUCCGUACUAUGUUAUGUGAAAUGAAUCAACUUUCGAUGCCUGAUGGCUCGGCAAUGUUGAUGCAAGGUGAUACAACUGUAGUAGCAGGUGUUUAUGGACCCGUAGAAUCGAAAGCGGUAAAGAUGAUUUAUGACAAAGCUUCCUUAGAAGUUGUAUAUUGUCCUGUAAAAGGACCUGCAAAGAUUGAUGACAGGAUGAUAGAAAAAUAUGUAAGGGAAUCGUGCGAAGCUGGGAUUAUUGUAAUGCUUCAUCCUGGUUCAUCUAUAUCUGUAAAUAUACAAGAAAUACAGAAUAAGGGCAGUCUUCUAGCUUGUACUAUUAAUUCUGCUUGCUUGGCUCUAAUUAAUUCAGGAAUUUCUAUGAAAUUCACUGUAGCGGCUGUCACUUGUAUGAUUGAGAAAGAUUCGAAAAAGAUUAUACUUGAUCCAGAUAAUAUUCAAUUGCAGAAUGCCAUGGCAGUUUUUACCUUUACGUACGAUAGUUUAAAAAAAGACAUUAUCUCUUGUAACACAAUGGGACGUUUCACUGAUAAAGAAUUUGUAGAAUGUGUGGAUAGGUGUAGACAAGCUAGUUCAUGCGUCUUUAAUUUUUAUCGUGAAGUUGUAAGAAGGUAUGCAAAAUCAAUAUAAUUUCUUUUGUAGAUGAAUACAAUUUUCUACAUUCAUUCUGUAAUUCAUAUUUUACUUAAUGUACAUGCAAAAUAAAGUGUAAUUUAGCAUGGUAA
Molecule: messenger RNA, 809 nt
Organism: Vespula pensylvanica (western yellowjacket)
Lineage: Eukaryota; Metazoa; Arthropoda; Insecta; Hymenoptera; Vespidae
Gene: Rrp46
Product: exosome complex component RRP46
Exons: 5
Coding region: 52-714 (220 amino acids)
Biological process (GO): poly(A)-dependent snoRNA 3'-end processing; rRNA catabolic process; U4 snRNA 3'-end processing
Cellular component (GO): nuclear exosome (RNase complex); nucleolus; cytoplasmic exosome (RNase complex)
Source: RefSeq, a predicted model, not a curated record